Molecule: messenger RNA, 2239 nt
Organism: Linum tenue
Lineage: Eukaryota; Viridiplantae; Streptophyta; Magnoliopsida; Malpighiales; Linaceae
Source: the annotation of a GenBank genome assembly
CUUCAAUCCACUCUUCUCUUCCGAUCAAACCCACCCACCAUUUUACCAAGAUGAAGAACCACGGCGCUCCAAAUCCUCCUUUGGCAAUCCUCCUCUUCGCCCUCUUCACCCUUCUCCCGCUGAACCCAGCCGCCGGAGCCGCCCACGCCGGUCCCCUCACUUACCUCUGGCCUCUCCCCGCCGACUUCAAUUCCGGCGAGCAGACCCUCUCCGUUGACCCCGACCUCGCCCUCGUCGCCGACGGCAACGGCGGCAAGUCGGCGAUUAUCAAGGACGCAUUCGACAGGUACAAGGGGAUCAUAUUCAAGCGCGGCGGCAGUGGCGGCAGGCGGUCAUUGGGGUUGGAGAGGUUUGCUGCUGGUGGUCGGAAGGGGAAACGAUCGGCGAGCUACGAUGUUGCUGGGUUGAAAAUCGUGGUGCAUUCAGGGAGCGAAGAGCUUGCGCUCGGAGUGGAUGAGAGCUACAAGCUAUUUAUAGGGAAGAGUGAUGGGCAGUCCAUUGUUUGGGAAGCAACUAUCGAGGCGAAUACCAUCUACGGGGCGUUGCGGGGUUUGGAGACUUUCAGCCAGUUGUGUGUUUUUGACUAUGGAACGAAGUCUGUACAAAUACACAAGGCUCCAUGGUUUAUUCAAGACAAACCAAGGUUUAAUUACCGCGGGAUGAUGAUUGACACUUCGAGGCACUAUUUGCCAAUUGAGGUUAUCAAGCAAAUCAUUGAGUCCAUGUCCUAUGCUAAAUUUGUAAGAUACAAGCUACUGGUUGUUGAGCUUGUCAUUUGAAAUUUGGAUCUCCGAGAAGCUUGUGCUUCUAUUGUCUUUUUUCCAUCAUCUACUAAUUGGUUUUGCUUUCCAUGCUUUGUUCUAAUCCCGAUGAUGGGAAUUGCAUUCAGUAGAACGUCUUGCAUUGGCACAUCAUUGAUGAGCAGUCAUUUCCUCUCGAAGUACCAUCAUAUCCGAAAUUAUGGAAGAGUUCAUAUUCGAAUUGGGAGCGCUACACUGUUGAGGAUGCAUAUGAAAUUGUUAACUUUGCCAAGUCCAGAGGCAUCAACGUAAUGGCAGAAGUAGAUGUCCCUGGGCAUGCAGAAUCAUGGGGCGUCGGGUAUCCUGAUCUUUGGCCUUCUUCCUCAUGUAGAGAGCCACUGGAUGUUACAAAGAAUUUUACCUUUGAUUUGAUAUCGGGGAUGCUGUCAGACAUGAGGAAAAUUUUCCCUUUCGGCCUCUUCCAUUUGGGUGGUGAUGAAGUUAACACAGAUUGCUGGAGUUCCACUCCUCAUGUUAAGAAAUGGCUUGCGGAGCGGAACAUGACUACAAAAGGUGCAUAUGAGUAUUUUGUACUCAAAGCUCAAGAAAUAGCAAUAUCAAAAGGUUGGAUCCCAGUCAACUGGGAAGAGACAUUCAAUGCAUUUCCAUCAGCCCUCAACCCAAAGACCAUAGUGCAUAAUUGGUUGGGUGGAGGAGUUUGCCCAGCGGCGGUUGCUAAAGGUUUUAGAUGCAUAUUUAGCAACCAAGGUUUCUGGUACCUUGACCACUUGGAUGUUCCUUGGGAGGAUGUUUAUACAGCUGAUCCAGUUGAAGGGAUCCAUGACGCCUCGAAGCAAAAGCUUGUCAUUGGUGGAGAAGUUUGCAUGUGGGGCGAGACUGCUGAUACCUCCGAUGUCCUGCAAACAAUUUGGCCGCGAGCUGCUGCUGCUGCCGAGCGGUUAUGGAGCAAGAAAGAGGACAUAUCUGGGAACAUUACGCUAACCGCAUUACCCAGAUUGCACUACUUCAGAUGCCUACUGAACAGGCGUGGAGUUGCAGCUGCUCCAGUCAAUAACAAAUAUGCUAGGCAGCCUCCAACCGGCCCUGGUUCAUGCUAUCUGCAAUGAUCCCAUGUGGAGCCGUCGUGCAUUUUAUGAAAGGAUAUCGCUACAACAAUUCUAAUGUUUGUGAAAAUUCCAUUUGUUCAAGAUCAUCUUCUUGUUCUUGUUGUUGUAAUUUAUUCAUUAACGAAUCGGGUUAACCAGUUUCUGCUCCUUGUUUACCCACCUUCCAUCUGAAUCACCAUUGUCACCUCCCAACUAUGUGCUCCACUCUGCUAAAUUCCAUCUAACUGGUGUUGGAUUUUCUGUAAAUGUCUGGUUUGGUAAUCAGUAAAGGUGACAAGUGGGUGGGACAUUUGAGUUGAUGGUCAAAUUUUGGUACUGAGCUAACCUGUCUACUAAUCCAGGAAACAGGAUAUUGAAUAAUUGAUGGACUGU